AUGUUUAACAGAAGCCGGACUAAUAAGAAGCUGCUUCCAAAUUUCAAAGAAAAGGACGAAGAGAACAAAAUUGGGAAAGUUAGGAAGGAUUCUCUAGACGCUUCAAAACCAUUAAGAUUGGGUGGCUUGAUGUUACAUUGGAAUAUUAUCAUCGUGUCUACAAUAGUGUGGUUUUUGACAGUUAACCAUUACGAGAAUUCUGUUGUGAGAAGAGCAAUGAAUAAAUGCUCAUGGAAUACAUGGGAACAAUGGCCUGAAGGUGUAAAGAGUCAUAAAGUUGCAUUAUAUGCCGAUCCUCAGAUAUUAGAUGAAUAUUCGUACCCGGGAAGGCCCCAAAUUGUAAAUUAUUUUACGAGAGUGAUUGUUGAUCACUACCAUUACAGAAACUGGAGAUAUAGUCAGCAUUAUCUAAAUCCUGACACUAAUUUCUUUUUAGGUGAUUUAUUUGAUGGAGGCAGACAUUGGGACGAUGAUGUGUGGUUGGCUGAAUAUAACAGAUUCAAUAAAAUAUUUCCAAAGAGUCCCAUGACGAAAACGGUAUUUUCCUUACCGGGCAAUCAUGAUAUAGGAUUUGGAGAUACAGUAAUAGAGUCAAGUUUAGAUAGAUUUACGACUUAUUUUGGGGACACUUCUUCUUCUCAUGAAAUUGGCAACCAUACAUUCGUUCUUUUGGAUACAAUCUCACUAUCUGAUACUACAAAUGUUAACGUUUCUUCUAUCCCUAAAAGAUUUCUAGAAGAAUUUUCCCUUUCAAGAAGGCAGAAAUCUCAUCCAAAUCCCACAAUUCUCUUAACGCAUGUGCCAUUAUGGCGUAAUGCAAACCAGCAGCAAUGUGGUAAAGAGAGAGAAUCCACUAAACCUUUCCCUAUUCAAAAGGGGUAUCAAUAUCAAACCGUCAUUGAUCAAACAAUGACUCAGGAAAUCUUAACUCAAUUGACUCCAAAGUUUGUAUUUUCUGGCGAUGAUCAUGACUAUUGUCACGUCAAACACACAUACGGUGCGAAUGACUUGGGUGGUAACAAUAAUGCUGAUCACGUCAAUAGCAAUAAGAUAGUUGAUGAAAUCACUGUUAAGUCAUGUGCAAUGAAUAUGGGAAUUAAGAAACCUGCCAUACAAUUAGUAUCAUUGUUUAAUGAUGAAUCUGUUACUGGUAAUGAACCUGUAACUACUAUACAAACUCGAAUCUGUUACUUACCCGAUCCAUUCAAGCCAAUGUGGGUGUAUAUCCUUCUGUUAAUUGGAAAUUUAGGCUCUUUCAUUAUUUACAUUAAAAGGUACGCAUUUGUGCCAUCUCUCAAAAAUGAUUUGCCUCUACCCGUCAGCACUGAUACCACAACGCAUAAGAAAGAUAUUAAGGUAAGACAGUUAGUCAUCGACACUAGUGCAAACGCUGCGAUAACUUUUCUACUUAUUUUAGUCAUAUUUUCUUACUACUACAAUUCAAUAUGA
This is a messenger RNA of Kazachstania africana CBS 2517, 1449 nucleotides long. RefSeq names its product putative lipid phosphatase CDC1 (gene CDC1). Lineage: Eukaryota; Fungi; Ascomycota; Saccharomycetes; Saccharomycetales; Saccharomycetaceae. Gene Ontology annotation, molecular function: hydrolase activity. The transcript has a single exon. The record is from RefSeq and is a predicted model, not a curated record. Bases 1 to 1449 code for a protein of 482 amino acids. Gene Ontology annotation, cellular component: endoplasmic reticulum. Gene Ontology annotation, biological process: GPI anchor biosynthetic process.